Messenger RNA from Caenorhabditis elegans, 1408 nucleotides. Lineage: Eukaryota; Metazoa; Nematoda; Chromadorea; Rhabditida; Rhabditidae. The record is from the annotation of a RefSeq genome assembly.
CGAGAGUGAAUUGGGUUAACCGUGUCCGACAUUCCUAUUUAAAUUAACUAGUUGUUCCAUUUUUUCUAUAGAAUAUCUCGUUGUACUCACUGGAGUUUGAAAUUUAUUAAGCCGUGGUAGCGAAUAUCUCGAGAGAACAUUUAUGCUGCCAUAACAACGGGCGGUGUGUUAGGAACAUUGAAAACGGGGAGUAUGCACCCUUCUACCUCAUCUGAUUCUUCAAGUUCCAAUACUCCAAAUCCAAUAAUCAAAUGCAAAGUUUGUUAUCAACCCGCUCAUGGUAAUCAUUUUGGAGUUGAAAUUUGUAGAGCUUGUGCUGCUUUUUUUCGCAGAAUUUUUGUUUCUCACAAACAACAUUUCAAAUGUCUAGAUGGACGGAAAAAAUGUACACCGGAUGCUGCCGGAAGAUGGACAUGCAAAAGAUGUAGGAUAAAUCGAUGUUUUGCACUUGGUAUGAAACCAGACAAUAUCAAACACAAUAGAGAUUCAUUUAUUAGUUCUAAACUACAUAUAGUCUCCAAAUGUUGUUCAGAAAUCAGAGACUCCUUCCUCGCCGGAAACUAAAAGUUUUAUUGAUUUAUCCCCUCUACUCGUAACCAUGGAAACUAUUCUCUCCGAUAAUCGCCGGAAAGAAGUUCCUAUAGAUAAUCAAUCACCUUUAAAAAGACUGUCAUAUGGAUUGAAGGAAAUACGAAAAACUCAGUUAGGGGAAAAAUUUCAAACAGCUGAUUGCAUCGGUAAAAAUGAAUCUUUCAAUAUUUGGAAAAUUUCAAUGGAAAGAGCCAGUACUUGGCUGACUUAUCUUGAUCAAUUUCAAAGUUUGGAAUUUGAUGAAAAGAUAACUAUAACAAGAUGUAUGUGGUUAUUAUUCAGAAGAAUAGAACGAUGUGCAAUGACAGCCGAAUUACGGAGAACAAAAAUGUGUAAGAAGAAUGAAUAUCUUAUAAAAACCGAUACAGUUGUGAAUACUGACAGCGUCAAAUGGGACUUCAAUUGGCUUUCACAUUUUUCUCCGGAUCAACUGAGAACUUUUGUUGGAAAUACAUCUGCAAUACUUUGUGAAAGUGUAACAGAAUGUAUGAUGGAAGUACAGCCAACAGAUGAAGAACUUUGCUAUAUUCUUUGUGUACUAUGCUUCUACCAUAUUGGCAAUAAAAUUGGAGGAUCAAUGCAGAAGACAACGGAGAGGUUAUUGAAUAUUCUAGCCGAUAAUCUACAUGAGUAUUAUGUUGAACAAAAAGAUGCAACUAGAUACUCCUACCGACUGACAAAAAUAUUAAAAAUCAGUCAACAGUACAAAACCCUCAUGGAAGAAAAACGAAGGACGGAAGUUCUUGGGGACGUUUUCGGAGCGUUUCGCGUCAAGUGGUCUCAUUCUGAAAUAUUUCAACACUCUCAUUUCCAAUAA